AAAGAGGGAAAAUUUCAAAUCCAAACCCUUUUCAAUUCAAUUUCCCCAAAUCUUUGAAUUUUCAAAUCCACUCACAAACGAUAUAUAAUAUUAUUAUAAAAAUAAUAUAUUCUCCAUCAUCUUCAUCAUUACAUUACAUUACACAUAAACCUACUGAUAUCAUAUCACUCCCUGAAUUUACUCAACCUCCCUCACUCUCUCUCUCUCUCUAAAAUGGCGCACGAUAGCGAUCUUCCUUGCGACGGCGACGGCCGCUGCAUGAUCUGCAAAAUCAAUCCACCGGAAGAAGAGAAGAUCACGUGCAAAACAUGCGUCACUCCAUGGCACCUCGAUUGUCUCUCCGCUCGUCCCCAAACCCUAGCGGAUGCUGCACAAUGGGAGUGUCCGGACUGUUCGAGUCUCGUCUCGUCUCACGCGCCGCCAUCCGCCGUCGCAUCGGGAUCUGAACCGUCUGAUUCGCUUAUUGCGGCUAUUCGCGCAAUUGAAUCUGAUGCUUCGUUGUCUGAUUUGGAGAAGGCGAAGAGGCGUCAGAAACUGUUGAGUGGUGGAUCUGACGACGGUGAUGAACCGGCGGAGGAGAAAAAGGAGGUCGCCGGUGGUAGUGGCAGUGGUAGUGGUAGUGGUGGUGGCAAUGAUGUUUUGAAGCUUCUCAGUGGUAGCUUUAACUGCUCGUUUUGUAUGCAACUUCCUGAAAGGCCUGUUACGACACCAUGUGGUCACAACUUUUGCCUGAAGUGCUUUGAGAAAUGGGUUGGUCAAGGGAAACGCACUUGUGCCAUAUGUCGAACUUCGAUUCCUUCUAAAAUGGCGAGCAACCCUAGAAUCAAUUCAUCACUUGUAAUCGCAAUCAGAAUGGCAAAAAUGACCAAGUCAAACGCUGCUUCUGGGCCACCUAAACCCUACUAUUCUGUUCUAAACCAAAACAAACCUGACAAAGCAUAUACCACUGAGCGGGCCAAGAAAACUGGGAAGGCUAAUGCAUGCAGUGGGAAGAUAUUUGUGACGGUCCCACCAGAUCAUUUUGGACCCAUUCUUGCAGAGAAUGAUCCUGAGAGAGGAAUGGGAGUUUUGGUGGGUGAAACAUGGGAGGACCGUUUGGAAUGUAGACAGUGGGGGGCCCAUCUUCCUCAUGUUGCGGGGAUAUGUGGGCAGUCUGAUUAUGGUGCACAGUCUGUGGCGUUAUCUGGAGGGUAUGAAGAUGAUGAGGAUCAUGGAGAGUGGUUUCUCUACACCGGAAGUGGGGGAAGGGACUUGAGUGGAAAUAAAAGAACCAACAAGACACAAUCCUUUGAUCAGAAGUUUGAUAAGUCUAAUGAAGCUUUAAGAGUUAGUUGCAAAAAGGGAUACCCAGUACGUGUCGUCAGGUCUCACAAAGAAAAACGUUCUGCCUAUGCACCUGAAACUGGCGUCCGUUAUGAUGGGGUAUACAGAAUUGAGAAAUGCUGGCGGAAACCCGGAAUUCAAGGCUUUAAGGUAUGCCGGUAUCUUUUUGUUCGCUGUGAUAAUGAUCCUGCACCAUGGACAAGUGAUGAAAUUGGGGAUCGUCCAAGACCAUUGCCGAAUAUUAAAGAGCUGAAGGAAGCAACCGAUGUAACCGAGAGGAAGAGUCCUCCAUCCUGGGAUUAUGAUGAGGAGAAAGGUUGUUGGUUGUGGAAGAUUCCUCCACCCGACAGUAGAAAACGAGCAAGCACCGUCGAUGCUGGGGAUGGCACACAAACGAAGACAGUUAGACGUAAGACACAUAUAAUGUCUGUGAGUGAAAGACUUCUUAAAGAGUUUUGCUGUCUCAUUUGCCACAAAGUGAUGACUCAGCCGCUUACUACUCCAUGUGCUCACAAUUUCUGCAAGUCAUGCUUGCAGGAUGCUUUUGCUGGUCAAACAUUUAUAAAGGAAAGAAAUUGUGAAGGUAGACGAACAUUAAGGGCUCAAAAGAACGUCAUGAAAUGUCCGUCAUGCUCUAAUGACAUUUCUGAGUACCUUCAGAAUCCACAGGUGAAUAGAGAGUUGAUGAGUGUGAUAGAAUCACUACAGAGGCAGACGAAAGAAAUGGAGGAAAAUGCAGUUACAGAGGAAGAAAUGCUGGAUGCAGAUGUCGCAGAGGAAGACAAAGUGGAGGUUCAAGCUGUGAAUUCCGAGGCUAAUGAAGACAUUAAGGAAAGUGAUGAAGAAGAAAAGGCCGAUGCAAAACCUUCGCUUGAAGUGAACGAGGAAACGAAAGCUGAGGCUAAUGAAGAUGUCAAGGAAAGUGAAGCCGUUGCAAAACCUUCGCCUAAAGCUAGCAAGAAAAGGAAAGCUAAGGGUGUUACUGAUAAUGCCCCUAAUAAGAAGGUACAUCAAGAGACUGAUAAUAUGAUUGGUGAUGAUGUCAACAAGGAUGAAACUGUAAAACCAGGACCGACGGAAAGUGAGGAUUUGAAGGUUGGUGAAGUGGGAGCGGGUGCGGGUGCGAAGACCAGAAGCAGGAAAGGUUAGCUUGAGGUUGGUGGUGAUGAUGACUUUGCAUGACUCUUAGGGUGCACAAUGGACAUCUGUUUUUUUCUUAUGGUUUGCAGAUUGAUGAUGGCAAUUUUGGAAACUAAUGCCAUAUUUUAGUAUGGUGGUGAUCUUAUGAUGUGUUUUAGCCGUUUAGGUCAUACAUUGAUAUUCUGCUAAGAGUCAUGACUUUAUGGCAGUUAAUAUUAUCGACUUUUCGAUGCCAUGUUUUUCUUGA
Messenger RNA from Helianthus annuus (common sunflower), 2710 nucleotides. Its product is annotated as E3 ubiquitin-protein ligase ORTHRUS 2. Bases 214 to 2472 code for a protein of 752 amino acids. The record is from RefSeq and is a predicted model, not a curated record. Gene Ontology annotation, biological process: negative regulation of gene expression via chromosomal CpG island methylation; protein ubiquitination. Gene Ontology annotation, molecular function: ubiquitin protein ligase activity. NCBI's taxonomy places the organism in Eukaryota, Viridiplantae, Streptophyta, Magnoliopsida, Asterales, Asteraceae. The transcript has 9 exons.